This is a messenger RNA of Babesia bovis T2Bo, 726 nucleotides long. RefSeq lists its product as uncharacterized. The coding region runs from base 51 to 686 and encodes 211 amino acids. Lineage: Eukaryota; Apicomplexa; Aconoidasida; Piroplasmida; Babesiidae. The record is from RefSeq and is a predicted model, not a curated record. The transcript has a single exon.
UGAUAAAUGAUGAAGUAGUAGACUAUGCAACGCCAGUAUGUUUAAUCGCAAUGAAGUGUUGCCUUUCCAGAUUCCUUAUAUGUUUACUUGCGUAUACUGUGAGUUUCGUUAAUAGCACUAAGAAUGAGGCCACGGAAGAUGUGAAGCCUCCUGAGCCAAGGUUUAUUUCUAGUGACAACUCAUUGCUCGGAAGCUUGUACGGUGUGAUGAGUUUGCGUCGCAUACGGAGAUCAUUGAACCAAUAUUACUGUCAAGUUGCUCCCUAUAUAAGUUUGGGUGAUAAUCCUCCAGUAAUCACUGUUUACGGCAAUAUGAAAUCGAUGACGGGAAUAUUGGUCGGGUAUGGAACGAAGGAGGUGAGAAGCAUGUUCAGACCUAACAAGGGCUAUGUCUACGGCGUCGGAAAUUCACGUGGUAACAGGGUGAAGUCCAAACGUAACAUUGCAUUUAGCGUUGACUAUGCGCCACCUCAACAACCUCGAUGGAAUACUGAGGAGUUUUGUAUGUUGGUCUUUUCUCCAGCACUCAAAUUCGGCCCAUCACUUGAAAACCUCAUAGGAAAACGCUUUGACCACGAAAAUCGCCGUCUAGGAUCCACGGAAAACAUAUCCAGAACGUUAAUACGAGAAAGUGAAGGCACUGAUUCUAAAUUGGUAACACAAUGUUGCUUUUUAAUGUAUCAUUAACCAUUUUUGCACUACAAGUCCCACUAAACAAACAACUAUA